AUGGCCCCAACCAAAAAGGGUGAAAAGAAGAAAGGGCGUUCUGCCAUCAACGAGGUGGUGACCAGAGAGUACACCAUCAAUAUACACAAGCGUAUCCAUGGAGUGGGAUUCAAGAAGAGGGCCCCCCGCGCCAUCAAUGAAAUCCGCAAGUUUGCAGUGAAAGAGAUGGGAACACCCGAUGUCCGUAUUGACACUCGCCUCAACAAGGCAGUGUGGAGCAAGGGGAUCAGGAACGUGCCGUACAGAAUACGUGUUCGACUGUCCAGGAAACGAAAUGAGGAUGAGGAUUCCCCCAACAAACUGUACACCCUGGUGACAUAUGUUCCAGUCACCACAUGCAAAGGUCUGCAGACAGUCAAUGUUGAUGAAAACUAA
Nerophis lumbriciformis (worm pipefish) is the source of this 375-nucleotide messenger RNA. Lineage: Eukaryota; Metazoa; Chordata; Actinopteri; Syngnathiformes; Syngnathidae. The record is from RefSeq and is a predicted model, not a curated record.